GCGAAGCGCAACGUUAUUGGUCAGGAUGGGUUCAGCUCGGCUUCCCAUUGGCUGGCUGAGUUGCCCCGCCAGUGGAGAGAAGAAACAGCGCCAUUAUUAAAUCUCUUGUUGUUCUCUGCGGACAGUUUGAAGUAAAACUGUAAUAUAUAACUAUUCAGUCAAACGACAGGUAAAUAAAAGUUCGGGACUCAAUUAAAGGAUUCGUUAUCGUCUUUAUGGGAAGAUAACACUGAUCUGUUCGGCUGAGAGGAGGAAGCUAACGCGGCUAGCAGGAGUUAGCUGGAGCUCCGGUUGGGUUGUUGGUUUUCAGUGACCGUUAAAUAGUGCCUCUCCGUGGGCCUCAGCGGGGAUGAGCUGCCCGGUGAACUUCCAGGCUCUUCCGUCCGGAGUGUUUGAGGCUGUUUUCACUCCGGACAACAUUAGGAGAGGAGGAACCUCGAUGAACUCUGUCACUCCGCUCAGUUUCCCCAAAUCCAGAUUAGCUCUGUGGGAUGGCAGCCCUGCAGGAGAGAAGCUCUGCCUCCAGCUCUGCGCUCACAGGAAGCCCCGCCUGGUGCUGCUGGAGAAAGCUCUGCGACUGGCUCAGCGUCAUGCCCGUCACAGCAACAAGCCCAGCGUCCCGUGUUUCCUCCUGGGCUCGGUGUGUGUGGACGCAGAUGAGGAGGGGGUCACCGUUACUCUAGACCGCUUUGACCCGGGUCGGGGUCAGGCCGGCCCCCCGGGCAGGGUCCCCUCAGCUCUGCUGCCCGGAGACGUCCUGGUCCCCUGCCUGUUCUCCACGCAGGAGGACGCGUCUGACGCUGUCCAAUCAGAGGCUGAGCUGCACCAUUGCUUCAAGGCUCUGCAGCAGUGUGUGAGCAGCAGACAGGCUCUGGAGCUGAGUCAGCUGCUGAAGGUCAGAGGUCAUGUGGUCCUGACUCAGCAGGCUGACUCUGCGGUAUUCGUCCUCAGCUGGUCGGCUGUCUGUCCGUCCAUCAGCGUGGAGGUGCAGCCGGUGCGCUCCGUGCCCAUCAUCCCCACCGCGCUGCAGCGGAGCCUCAGCAGCAGCAGCCGACCGCCACAGAGCAGCAGGCCUCAGAGAGGGUUUCUGACCAUGGAUCAGACCAGGAAGCUGCUCCUGCUGCUGGAGUCUGACCCUAAAGCCUCCAGCCUGCCGCUGGUUGGACUCUGGCUGAGUGGAGUCACUCACAUCUACAGCCCUCAGGUGUGGGCCUGGUGUCUCAGGUUCCUCUACAGCUCCGCCCUGCAGGACAGAGUUUUUUCAGAGAGCGGCUGUUUCCUCAUCGUUUUGUUCAGCUCCACACACAGCGCUCCUCAGUUCUUCCAGUGUCGAGGAUCAGGAUCCGGAGCACAUCUGGACUACCAGCUGCUGUGCGGCUCGCAGUUUGUCACUCUCUACCAGCAGGUGGGUGUGGAGGGCCGGACGCUGCAGUGUGAGCUGACAGCAGACAGCCGACACACUGAGACCUUCAGAGAGGCUCACACCUCCUUCAACAGAGCUGCCGGUCUGUCUGUCUGCGAUCAGGACUCUGGAGUCGAGGAUGAAGAUCUGUCUCCCCGUCCGUCCCCCAGCCCCCACCCCCCCUGCCCAGCAGGUCAGCUCACAGAUCACACAGAAGGCCUUCAGCCGUCGGUCCCUGAACUCUCUCUGCUGAUUGACAGCAGCUUCUCCUCCAAUCAGAACAUCAGGCCGGACCCUGGUCCCGCCCACAGACCUCCAUCUGACAGGAAGUCUGCUCCUCCUCCACCUGGAAACUCUUCCUCCUCCUCAGCUCCCAGACCUGCUGCUCUUCCUCACCUCCACAGCACCCCCAACUCCCACCUGCAGCAGCCCUGCUCCUGCUGUUCCUCCAACAACUACAACUGUACUUCCAUCUUCUCCUCCCCUGAGCUCCACCCUGCUCCUUCCUCCCUUCAUCAUCACCAAACUCCUCCUCUUCCAUCCACCCAUCUCCACACCCCUUCCUCCAGCAGACAUCCAACUAAUCACACUCCUCUUCUUCCUUCCUCCCCUCGUCUCUCUGCUCCUCUUCCUGAAUCAACCUCCCAUAAACAUCACACCUCUCCUCUUGUUGCUCCUCCUUUUCCAGCUUCAUCCUCCCAUUUCCAAACCCCUCCUCCCUCCAGCAGUCUUCAAUCUAAUCACACUCCUCCUCCUUCCUUCUCCGACCGACUUUCAGCUCCUCUUCCUGCUCUGUCCUCCCAUCAUCUUCAUCAUCACACCUCUUUUGCUUCUCCUCAUUUUCCUCCUCCAUCAUCCAAGUUCCUCACUCCUCCUCCCUCCUGCAACAAUCAGACUCCUGCGCCUUCAGUCUUACUUCAUCAAACUCCUCCUGCUCCACCCUCACAUCAUCUUCAUCACAAUUCACCUCCCUUUCCUCCCCCAUCCUCCCACCGCCUCACCCCUCCUCCCUCCAGCAGCCAACCUUCUCUUCCUCCUCCCUCCUGCUCUCCUCCUCCUCCUCCUCUUCCUCCCUGUGCUUGCAGCCACCCUCCUCCCUCCCUGUGCUGUGGAGGAGAUCAGGUGGGGGGGGUGGACACUUACCAGCUGCUCCUCCAUCAGGACCGGCAGCUGCGCCUCCUGCAAGCUCAGGUUCAAAUGCUGCUGGAGGCUCAAGGGAGACUGCAGACCUCCCACAGAGAGGAGGAGACGCCAAGGAGCACCGCCAACAUCGCCGUGGGGACAGGUGCCAGUCUGUUCUGGGGGGAUCCCAUCUCGUCUCCCCUCCUUCAUCAGGAGGUUCAGGCUCCUCACCCUUCCUCAUCAUCACCUCCCCCCUCCUCCUCCUCCUCCUCCUCAUUUAAACCCCCCUCACACACUGACCUUUCCGUAAGUGAUCAUGGACUUGGGAAAAGUGACAUCACAGGUCAGGAGGCCGCCUGCUCCUCCCCCUCCCGACAUAGCCUCAGCGGCCUGCAGAGCCCGGUUCUGGGGGAGAGUGUGAGCAUGUACCGCCCUGAGGAGGAGCAGCAGAACUUCUACCAGAACCUCAUGAAUCAGCUGACCAGCCGGCUGCAGGAGUCAGACAGAGCCUUGUCUGUGGUUUCCUCCUCGUCUUCCUCUUCUUCCUCCAGGAGGAGGCAGAGUGGGCGGGGGGACCGGGUGCUGGAUGCCACAGUGAGGCAGUUGCAGCAACUCGGAGUGAACGUGGAGGAGGAAGAUCUGAGCGAGUCCAACCGAGUUACUCACAGAACCGUGGAGAGCAGCAGCACCCUGGCGAGCAUCAACCCGGCGGCGGUUCUGUCCCGCCUCAGCGUCUCCGACCCGACAACGAGCACUCUGUUCCCGGGCGGCAGCGUGGACCUGAGUCUGGAGGCGAACGCCAUUGCUCUGCGUUACCUGAGCGACUCUCAGCUCAGCAGGCUUUCUCUGGGAGGUCACGCCCCCCCACGCCACAGCCCUGCCCCCUCCUCCAACGUCUCCCUGAUGUCGCCUAGCAACAUGUCCCUCGCCACCAGAAAGUACAUGAGGAGGUACGGGCUGAUCGAGGAGGAGGAUGGCGAGGAAGAGGAGGAGGAAGAUCGUUCACCGCUGACCGAAGCUCUGAACGUGAAGCUCUUCCCACAGAGUCAGCUGAUCAGGGACCUGCGGCCCAAAAUGCAGCUGUUAGCCGGGGAUGCUAAACCCGCCGCCGACAAGGAGAACUGCUCCAGCAGGCGGCCAUCUUUGACUAGGGCGAGCAGCCGUCAGACAGAGGGGUCAGUCGGGAACAUCCUGGACCUGAGCCGCCUCCGACAGCUGCCCAAACUCUUCUGACUCAGCAGAGCUGGGGUUCAUGAAUGGAGUCUGGAACCUGUGAGACAAACCCCAGAAACCACAUGCCUUAAAGGUGCUUUAAAAACUCUAAUUUAUUUGAUCGAGUCUGGUGCUAGAGCCUCUUCCAAUAGCAACUCAAACUGCACUUUCAACUUCCACUGAAAUCCUUUGUAAGAUUUAGAAUCAGUUUUUGUUUGAAUAGAGUCUGGACCCAAACGCUCAUCAGACAGCUGCCUGAAAUCCCCUGAAAUAAGCUUUCACCAGAAAACCACUCACCUCAAAGGUGCUUUAGAAGCUUUUCUUCAAUCUUUUAAGGACUAAAGUGUGGUGCUUGGUUUGAUGUGACUCGUAGUUCCCUGAGACCAACAACUGACAACCAGCGAAGGCUCAUCAGACAGCUGAGCAAACCCUACAUAACGGACCCUGAGAUAAAUCACCAGCUGUCUCAUUGGUGCUCGUGCCAAAUCUCCUGAGACAGCUGCCCAGCCUCGUCUAACACCAGGCAAGAUUUUAAAAACGGUACAUCUUUGAAUGAAUUCUGUUAAAGGCUCUUCUGAUGCCACCUGAAACACCCUGAGACCAGAUCACCUGCUGUCUCGCAGCUGCUGGUGACUUUAAAAGUGUUAUUUUUGAAAAGGUUUUGACUCAAAGUGCCCAGAGACAAACACCAAACCAGUAGAAAACCAGCCAUUUCAAAGGUCUUAAUGGCUUUAAAAACUCAUGGAUUUAUUGGAUUGAAUCUUGUGUCAAAGCAGUGCUUCCACACCAGCCCAAAGACUUCUGAUCGCACCUGAUCACCAGCUGUCUCAAAGCUGCUGGGGACUGUAAAAGUGUUAUUUUCUAAAGGCAGUCUGGUGCUGAAUCACCCCGAGACAGCUGCCUCCCUACUUAAUUCAAAGAUGGACACAUUCUGCGAGAUUAACAAGUGACGUGUUAAUCAAAAGGUGACAGUGGCUUUAAAAACAGUGGUGUUUUAAAUGGAGUCUGGUGUGUCUGAGCUGCUUGGUUUGGAAACUCAAGAGCCAAAAACACAGGAAAGCAGUUGCUCUUUAAUUAAAGGACCUGAAGGUUUUAAAAUCUGGAGUUUUUUUAAUAUGCUGUCUGGUGUGAAACUGAAACCUGCUGGAACAUUUUUCAAUGUGUAACUUUUCGACAGUUUUGUGCGUAAAUGAAAUGUGUUAUUAUUAUUUUGUCGUCACUUCCUGUUUUAAUGUGAAAUGUCCUUUUGCACAUUAUUUUAUAUUUAUGAUUUCACAAAUAAAAUUCAUAGUACU
Messenger RNA from Eleginops maclovinus (Patagonian blennie), 5031 nucleotides. It is a transcript of the gene stil, whose product is annotated as STIL centriolar assembly protein. Gene Ontology annotation, cellular component: centriole; centrosome. The record is from RefSeq and is a predicted model, not a curated record. NCBI's taxonomy places the organism in Eukaryota, Metazoa, Chordata, Actinopteri, Perciformes, Eleginopidae. The transcript has 17 exons. Gene Ontology annotation, biological process: mitotic spindle organization; centrosome duplication; protein localization to centrosome. The coding region runs from base 350 to 3757 and encodes 1135 amino acids.